AGGGGGAAUUUUAGUUGGGUUAUCCUCGCUGCCGCGGUCCAUGUCCCCUCAGAUAAAAGCCGAGCCCCACUGGCGGCCUUUCAAAGCGCACUGCGGAUCACAGUUUUUUCCAUCGAGGACGGGGGGGCGGUGGGAAGACCAAGGAUACUCUGCAUGGCUUGGUUCUUGGAGGAAAGCUUUCCAUUUGUUGAACUCGAGCAAAGGGACCUGGCAGAUCUGUUCCUCCGUUUU
This is a messenger RNA of Tuber aestivum (summer truffle), 231 nucleotides long. The record is from the annotation of a GenBank genome assembly. NCBI's taxonomy places the organism in Eukaryota, Fungi, Ascomycota, Pezizomycetes, Pezizales, Tuberaceae.